Molecule: messenger RNA, 2073 nt
Organism: Suillus bovinus
Lineage: Eukaryota; Fungi; Basidiomycota; Agaricomycetes; Boletales; Suillaceae
Product: glycoside hydrolase family 79 protein
Exons: 9
Coding region: 126-1715 (529 amino acids)
Source: RefSeq, a predicted model, not a curated record
CAUAGCCAGUACUACUCGCUUCCUCGUCGUUCCGGAUGCAUACUAAUUUCAUCGUUUACUUUUGUACAAAUUCCACGCCUUUUACAUAGGAUCUCAGAGUCGCACCCUAGGUUUGCACCAAGAAAAUGCCUGUCAUACCACGAUUUAUCAUGUGGGGCACCCAUCUCAUCACACUUGUCGUUCCAAUUGUCUCGGCAAUACAGGUCACAAUCCCUCUUACCGCGCCUUUGGGAGCAGCACCACUCAAGGGGAACCUCGUUUCUCUUUCAAUCGAACAGGAUAGAUGGAAUGACUGGGCAGGAAUGACGGAACCGAAUCAAUUCUUCAACAACGUCCUUGAUAACUUUAUCCAAUUCACGAACACUCCUCCCUUCGUGAGAAUAGGUGCCGACUCGGAGGACCAUACUGAUUUCAGCUAUGACGUCGAGUACGAGGAAGAUAUUUUCCCUCCUCCGAGCACAAUCAGGCCAUACCCAGAAGCCACCAAUAUCACUGUUGGGCAAGGCUUCUAUGAUAUCAUCUCCCAUCUUCCCAAUGGGACGGAAGUUCACUGGGGCUUGAACUUGAGGGAAUACAACCUGACGGCAACCUAUCUCGAAACUGUCGCGCUCAUGAACGCAUUUUCUUCCCCUGCUGUUGUAGAGAAACACAUCGAUUUGAAGUUCAUCGAAAUCGGCAACGAGGCUGAUCUCUACCACCACAAUGGAGGCCGUAACAGCAGUUAUAAUGUACACGGAUAUGUCUCUGAGUGGGAGAAAUUUGCACAUAACGUAUCGAUGACAGCCAACCUUUCCCAGUUAUCGUGCACAAAAUUGAUCGGAGCCGCUUUCGCUGAGUCUUCUCACAACAACCUUAGCGGUUUCUCUCCGCAAGCUAUAUUCAAUCUAGGCAUCCUUGAAUCUCCUGCAGGUCAACUGAUCAACACCAUUUCGCAGCAUCAUUACAGUGGCUCAUUCUGUACUGGCGGCGGAGCUGUGCUGCAGGAUUUAAUGACCAAGAGUUAUAUUCGUGGCAAUUUAUCCGUGUUUAUCCCAGAUAUUAAAGCGACCUUGGCCAACGGUUUAGACUACAUCCUCGGGGAGACAAACAGUUUUAGUUGCCAUGGUGCACCUAAUGUUAGCAAUACAGCUGGCGCUGCCCUCUGGUUACUUGACUAUACUUUGUACGCCACACAAAUUGGCAUCAGUCGCUUACACUUCCAUGAGGGCAUUGGCUACAAGUACAAUUUGAUUCAACCUCUGGCGCUUAACUACUCAAUCCUUGAUGGUUCCCCGAUCGCGCCGCUGGCACCACACAUACAACCAGCAUACUACGCAGCUAUCAUCGCCGCAGAAGCUAUCGGAUCAUCUGGGGCCACGGAAGCAGUUGAAAUCUCUAUCGAUGAGAACAAUAUAUCAGGCUAUGCAUUUUAUGAGUAUAGCCGCCUCUCAAAAGCUGUCUUCAUUAACACGAUCGCGUACCUUUCCGGCGCUGGCGCGAGGAACUCAACCCACAUCGAUUUCUCUUUCACAGAUUUCGGAAAUACUCCUAAUAAUAUGUGCGUGAAGACGCUAAAAAUUGGGUAUGCUUCCGAUACCAGCAAUCUGACCUGGGGAGGUCAGACGUACGAGACUAGCGACGGUAGAGUUAGUGGACCUCUAAUUGUUGACGUCUUACCUAUCGGCUCUGGAGUCGACUUGCAAGAUACGGAAGCAAUCCUUGUUACGUUUCUUUGACCGAGAUGGUUUAACAUGCAACAGUUAUUAUAAUGCACAGUCGCCAGGACAAUUCUUCGUUGUGUUUGACGCUAUCACGUACAUGUCUAUUUUACAUACACAUUCACUGUAACACACAUUGCAUCCACUUCGUUCUCCAUUUUAACAAUCCUUGAAUAUUCGGUCUAUAAUAUUCCUUUCUCUCAGCCUUUCUAACUAGUAAGACUGAGGUGUCACCACUAGUUUUUUUUUGUCUCUCCAAUCAGUAGUGGUAGCGGUAGUUAUUUUAGAAGAAGCCCCAUUGGUGAUCUUAAGGUCUAUUUCACUCAUGCGCAUUCCCCACUUGACUCCUCCGAAAUUUUGCGAUUGAGUAAACUGG